Molecule: messenger RNA, 588 nt
Organism: Dentiscutata heterogama
Lineage: Eukaryota; Fungi; Glomeromycota; Glomeromycetes; Diversisporales; Gigasporaceae
Source: the annotation of a GenBank genome assembly
AUGAGUUCUAUAACAUCACACGAUAUUCCACUUAUUAUAGCUUAUAUUCUUAUUCUAUUUAACUUCUCUCUUGAUAUAUUUUUACGCCCCAACGCGGACACUAGGAGGUUCGAUUUAGACGAUGAUACUGAUAAAAGCUCUACACUGUUUGUUUAUAUCGCUUUCAUCGUUGUGCUCGGCGUUCCCAUAUUUAUAUUGUCAAUUGUCAUUGGUUUAAAUGAUAGCCUUGGAAUUGGUAUAAUUGAAUCGCCUUAUCGCGAAAUAUUAUCAUGGAGUGGAAUUAUACUUAUUUUGUUUGGAUUUGGCUUAAGAGCCUAUGCAAUGAGAAUUAAUCGAUUUUUUACAAGAACUUUAAGAAUCGGUGAAGGACAAUUCAUCGUAACUGAAGGUCCUUAUAGAUAUAUACGUCAUCCAGGCUAUGCGGGUUAUCUAUUAAUGUGGCAUGGCUUUGGCCUGUCUUCUGGAAAUUGGUUCGUUUUUAUAAUAAUUUCUAUUAUAAUUAACAUCGCUUAUUGGUAUCGUAUACGUUGUGAGGAACUUAUGUUAUUGAGAAAUUUUGGGGUCGAUUAUUUAGAAUAUUCUACUCGA